GUCAUUAUAAAGAAAAACAUAUUUUGGUUUCGCUUUCAAAAGUGACCCAUUUCGGCAUUUCAAAAAACCAACUUUCGGCCACGAAUUUUUCUCCUAAUUUUUGUUAUUGAAGUUUUUUUUUAUUUUUUGUUUACCGAUUAAUUUUUAUUUUUUUCCGUUCCUUUACGACUUGGUUCACGUCGAAUCGACAUUGUUAAAUUUAUAUACGCUGCUUUACCCGAUUUCUUUCGUUUGGUAGGGUAGCAGGUAGAUGUGGGAAUAGAAGGAUUGCAUGUGUACAUCUAAGACUGACUAAUUUUAAGUGCUGCUAUAGUGAUUUGUUAUUGUUGUGAUUUUUCGGGAUCCGAGGAAUAAUUGCGCUCACCGGUUGUCAUGGAGAAGUUCCAAGAGGGAGAUGACGAUCACGAUCAGGUUUUCGAAGCCGAAGAACCGGAGCCGAGUCAAACUUCGAAAAUUAUAAUAUCAAAUUUGGGUCCACAUGUACGGUUCGAGGACAUCGAACAUCUCCUUAACGAACAUGGGCACGUAGUUUCGUGUGAUAAACUGACAUCGAAAGACCCAAGUACACAAACCGUCGCCGUCACGUACGAAACUACGGAACAAGCACAACAGGCGGUGAAUCAGCUAAAUGGCGUCGAAGUCGAAGGCAAAGUGUUGAAGGUGGAAUUGGCUGUGGAAAAACGGGCUAAAAGGAAUCCGAGGGGUCCGGGUGCCCCCUUCGGGGGCCUACCUGGACAAAACAGGCAAACUGAUUUUCCUUUAAGGAUACUUGUACAAAGUGAUAUGGUAGGAGCUAUUAUUGGUAGGCAGGGUUCGACUAUAAGGCAAAUUACGCAACAAACCAGGGCACGAGUGGACGUUCACAGGAAAGAUAACGUAGGAUCUUUAGAAAAAGCUAUUACAAUUUACGGUAAUCCAGAAAAUUGUACGAACGCCUGUAAAAGAAUUUUGGAGGUUAUGCAACAAGAAGCGAAUAACACGAAUAAGGGGGAAAUAUCUUUGAAGAUAUUAGCUCACAAUAACCUUAUAGGUAGGAUCAUAGGAAAAGGGGGUAACACGAUCAAAAGGAUAAUGCAGGACACGGAUACGAAAAUCACGGUUUCCAGUAUUAACGACAUCAAUUCGUUCAAUUUGGAACGUAUCAUAACGGUGAAAGGGACGAUAGAGAAUAUGAGCCGCGCCGAAUCUCAAAUCAGUUCGAAAUUGAGACAGAGCUACGAGAACGAUCUGCAAGCGAUGGCCCCUCAGACGAUGAUGUUCCCCGGCUUGCAUCCGAUGGCGAUGAUGGCUACCGCAGGUAAGAUUGGAGGCAUCGGCUAUGGUUCAAGAGGCCUUUAUACAGGUCAAGCUCCUUAUCCCGGUAUGUAUCCCGCAGGAAGCCAGUCGGGCGGCGAUUCCCAAGAAACGACCUAUCUGUACAUCCCCAACAACGCCGUCGGCGCCAUCAUCGGCACCAAAGGCUCGCACAUCAGGAACAUCAUUCGAUUCUCCAGCGCCUCCGUCAAAAUCGCCCCCAUCGACGAAACCAAGCCUCAGGAAACCCUCAACGAAAGGCGAGUCACUAUUGUCGGAUCUCCCGAGGCUCAGUGGAAAGCGCAGUACCUGAUUUUCGAGAAGAUGCGGGAAGAGGGAUUCGUCACCGGGUCAGAUGAUGUGCGAUUGACCGUGGAAAUUAUGGUGCCCAGUUCGCAGGUCGGACGGAUUAUCGGCAAAGGCGGGCAAAACGUGCGGGAACUCCAACGUGUCACCGGUAGCGUAAUUAAAUUGCCCGAACAAGGAACAUCUCCGCAAGAAGACGAAACGACAGUUCAUAUCAUAGGUCCAUUCUUCAGUGUCCAGUCCGCACAACGACGUAUUCGAGCUAUGGUCCUUCAAUCAGUCGCUCCUCCGCAAGGUAGACAGCGACAGCCGAAGCAACAGAAGGACAACAGUCAAUCGGAAGCUACCUCGUCCGAGCCACAAAAGUAGUAAUUACUAGAGCAACAUUCAUACACACUGCCUGUGCAUGGGUUUCUGCAUACCCUAUUGUACAAGAAUACGUCUCGAUGCCUUCCACUUGAUUUUACACUAGCCCGCCCGCGUACGACAGUAUCGCCGUAUUGCUGAAUAGGUGAAGUACCGAGUUGCGCGUCGAAUUUCUUCGAUUUUCGGUUUAACUUUUAUCGCUGGUUUUUUUUCUGUUUACAUUUAGUUAUUAAAUAGUUUAAUGUGCAUUUACAAGUCAAUUUUUUCGGGUUUUUGUUUCGUUAUUAGAUUGUUCUGAAUGUUGGAUAUAUAGCUGUUGUAAUGUUUGAACAUUUCUAGUAGCGUUAAUGUGGUUUCAUUUAAUUUUUGUCGUUGAAUUUUUAAUUUUAAAAUAACGUUUCCUGAUUAUUAGUUAAUAUUCACUAAUCGUUCAUUUAUUUAAUAAUUACGAAGUAUAUGCAUAUCGUUAAGCGAAAAAAAGAAAAAAGAAUUGACCUGUAUCUGUAUUAAGUUAGUGGAAAGUUUUGAGAACUCUCAUAGAAUAAGGUAUGCGUCGAACUACGUGCCUAUUAAAACUACAAUCUACCUCAAAUAAUCAAAAUAUAUUAGAUUUUAUAGCCACUAAAAUUUCCGUUAUUUACACACACACAACCGAUUGAAUAUUAUAGCAACACACUAAAUGUUUUGUUUGUUUUUUUAAUAUUUAACAUAUAUUUACCAAAGAAAACUGUAAGGAACGCGACUCGAUGCAUCGCGUCGUGUUCUAAAAACUUAUCUCCCCGAUGUUCGACGACCAGCCAGUCACUGUCCAGUCGCUUUUUUUUCUAACAGUGUGAUUAUUGUAAUGGAAAUCCUAUAGAGAAGCAUUUUGAGUACCUAUUGGGUUGUAUCGGUGCAUUUCAAAUACUAUCCUAUACAAUCCUUAUUUUAUGAUUUAUAGCGCCAAAAUUACAAAUUCACUCUGUAUAUUUAAGGAACUAUUUUGUUAUUAUAUCUGUUACGGAUAAAAUUAGAUAAACCUAGGUUUACCUGGGUUAAGUGCGAAAUAUGUCAGGUAGGGUCGGGUAGGUUUCACGUGACAUAACGGGAAUCCAUAAAAUCCAGGAACCCAAGAAACCUACCCCAACCUACCCAUGUUUCAACCUUAAACCUAGGUUUAGCCGUUUAUCUAACUUUAUCCGUAACAUAUCUAGUAAAAUCCGAAUAGAAAGCACUAAUUUCGCAGUGAAUUCUAAACGAUUUUACUUGAUAUAAAAGCAAACGUUCUAUAAAUAAAAAAAUGAAGCGACUCUCAAGUAAUUCAGAACGUUUUUCAACUAAUUCGAGCCGGCGAGAAUUCGUUUUUGCCGUAAGGAUUAUUUCAAAAUGGUACGUUAAUAAAUUCGUCAAUUCCCCCAUUAACCGUCGUCUCUCGCGAGAGUUGAAAACUCGUAAACUGAAGCCCAUAUUGUAAACACCUCAAACAUUCUGAAAGAAUCUGCACUACAACAAUGUAAAACACGCGUAUAAAGGCGUAGAGUUCCUUCGGAGUUAACGUGGCUGUUACUAUUAUUAUUAAAUUUUUUACUAUAAUUUGAGUGUGAAUGUAGAAACGAAGAGCUUUAAGUAAUUUUCGGGAUUUUUUUUUAUGUAAAUGUAAGUUGAUGAUGAUUAGUGUAUUUGCGGUAGUAGCCGAACGAGUGUCCGACCAAUCAACGUGGUAAAUUUAGUCGAUUGUCUAGUGAUUUAAUUAAAAUCGUAUUUAUGCUAAUAAUUUAAUUGCGUUAUUGCGGAAAAAAUUGUUGAUUAUAUCGGACAAACGUUCGGCUGCACGACGAUUAUACGACUAAGGUGGUGCGCGUGAUAACUACGAAUAAAACGUAAAGCAAAACAAACAAAAAAAAAUCGAUUCGAACAAUGAACCGUGUGUGAAUGUGAUGGUGAGCAAAGACAUUUUUAACUAUUAUAUUAUUGUUAGGCGAUUUGUUGAAAUAAUGUUGUUGUUCGCAAGUAGAUGGGACGGGUCCCCUGUAUUAUAUUAAUUGUUGGAGCGCGGGACCGUCGUCGCGGUGUAUUGCGGAUCACGAACAAGCGGUUGUUGUGGAGAAUUUAUUAUUAUAAACCAAGACGUGUGUAGGACGAGUGCGAAUGAGACGUGAAAGAUUCUCAAUUGCCUUGUGUCAAGGCGAGUAGUGUAAACACUUGUCGCUGAUAGUACAAACUCGGGAAGUAUAAAAUGGCGUUAGGUUAUAACGCCUUGCCUGAAACUGCGCGUUUCGAUCGUUUCCGGCGCUUUUACAUCGCCCGUUUGAAAUUCGCAAUAAAUUUUGCAUCAACAAUUCACUAGUCAGCGAUUGCGCUAUAGAAAAUUUUCUCCUGCGCAACUAUUGACUAAUAUGUGAACUACCUAUUAUCAAGAUUAAGUAAAGCUAAAGUUCAUACAGUCGCGAAUUGUGAAUUGCGAAAACGAUUUUUUGAAGAAAAUAAUAGCAAAAUUUUAGGUAUUUCAUACACUUGCGAAAAUAACUAAAAUGUUCUAGGGAUUUUGGAAUCUUAAAUUAUAGUUUUCAUCUAUUUUUUACUAAAAUUUUGACAUUUGACGGUAUUUUGACCUAAUUGGUUGAAUAUUUAAGGUUGUAGUUUGUGUUUAUAACAGUAAUUCAUUAAUUUUAUUCAUAAACAAACACCGUUGAUUUUAUUAUUGCAAAUGCAAUAAAUAAACAUAAUCUUUAAUUUAAUUAUAUUUCACAAAACGUUCAAUCAUUUUUUUGACAUUUGGCACUUAUUAUCACAAAACAACUAUUUUUACGCGAAUAUUGGCAGAAAAUUAAAACAAUCCAAUUUUCCCGCCCUAAAUUUUAAAUUUUGCGAAUUCGCCAGAAAUUUGUUUUGACAUAACCGGAUUUUUGUUUUGACAUAAUUGACCGAAUUGACCAAUCAGAAAUGUAUUCGCAAUUCGCUUUUCGCGAGUAUAUGAACUUAACUUAAGGCAGGUCUUUUAUUGAAAGAGACAAUCAAUCGUUUUAUAAAAUCGACAAUACAUUUUUUUCUUGAGUAAUUUACCAACCAAUUUCUUGGUUAAUUCAGUGCCAAAUUCGGCGAGUAGAAUUGGCAUUUCCGCGAUUGGGAAUUUCAAAUAGCGAAGUCUCGGGGCUCAAAGCGGAAACGUCGAGGCACGCAGUAGGAAAUGUAAAAUAACUAUUUUUGAUAAAUAUUUGUUUGUUGGGGAGGAUAUUUUUUUUGUUAGAUUUUUAAAAAAUUUAAAAUGUAGCGGGGUCGCUAUUGCAAAUUCAAUUUAAAAAAAAAUGUGAAAAAAUGGAUAUAAUUUAUUUUAUUGAGAAUAUAAAUAUAUUUAUUACUUUUGUGUAUAAAAAAGAAAGAGAAAAAAUUAAAUCGUAUGUACAGUUUUUAUUAAAAAAAGUGUGCCAAAGUGCAAGAAAUGUUACCGAGAAAGCUUGCUUUAUUUAUAAAGAAAAAAAUGUUAAGAUUUAAAAGGGUACAUAUAUUUAUUUUCGGUUAAGAAAAAGAAUAAUAAACGAGAAAAUGCUCCCCAUCCGAGAAACUUGCAUAAGGGAAAGUACACACUUAGAAACCGUCACUUAGGUAAUAAAAAAAAGAAGACAUCAUACCAUCAUACAACGCAAACGAUUACAAGUACAAAGUGAACAAAAAAAAUGAAACGUAACUGUAAAUCAUCCAAUCCAUUUUUCACACGAAAUACGUUAACAUCUAGAUAUCUGUCCAUACAAAAAAAUCUAACGAUAGUUUUAUUGCGAGCUUCAAGUAAUUCAAAAAUCAACGUUUUUUUUAUUCACCCUUUUGGCUUUUGAUACGAUUUUCUAUUACUCGAAGCGAUCACAAUUCACGAAUUUUUUUCAAUUUUUCCAAAAUCAGCAGUAUUGGGCAACCUAAAACUCAACUUAUCCCCAAAAACAAGACGAGCUUUGCUUAACAGUUAAACUUAAUAAGCAGAUAUUUGACGGUACGCGGUUUUUUCGCACGGAAAAAAUCGCAUUCAAUAAUUUUGUCGCAAAACACCAAACUGCAGAAAUGUCAUUAAUGUUUUUAAUCAAUCUUUCAACGCAUGAACGAGUCGAAUCAUUCAAUUGAUAAUUAUCCGUUUAGAAGGUUGUAAAUUUAAAUGAAAUAACUUUUUUUGACUCUCCUGUACUGAUUGGUUUGUUCCCGCAAAGUUGCCGAACCGUUCUGAAUUUACUGUACAAAAGUCCGAAACGGAUCGGAAUCUUUGUUGGGACAAAUCUAAUACGAAUUGUAAAGGUAUUACACAUCAAAAGUCAAAUCUGAUAAGUUAAUACAUUAAAGUAAAAACAUAUAGUUGGUCACUGAAAUAAUAUAAACAUUUGACUGACAAUCCACUGCAUAUAAUUAAACAUACAUAUUCAAAGUUAUGGUAUUUCAUUGUGCCUAACUGAACGUCCUAUGUAAAAGAUUGAAUUUGAUUGUGUGUGACGAAAGUUUGCCCUAGCUUUUAUGUGUCAUUUGGAACUUGAUUUAUGUGUAUAUUAUAUAGCAAUGAGGCAAGCUUUUGUAUUUUUUUUCAUCGAAUUCAAAUUCAAUCAUCAAAUAGGAAUCAAAAGUUAUUCUAUAGUUAUAGUUUUUUUUUCUUGGAGUUAUGCAUUUUUCAUAUUAUUACUUUUAUGUUUGUAGAUUUCUGAUAUGUCCGUGAAAACUACAACUAUAUAUUUACAUAGAAGGUGAUUUCGCGUAUUCAUCUUAUUUUUAAACGAGUUGAACGUACGUGGUUUACGUAGAAAUCAUACUUUGUGUGUUGUUAAGAUGAUACCGAAAGGACCUUUCCAUAUAAAAUCAAAGUCAUUCUAUAGUAUAUAGUGCAUAUUAUAUAAUCAACUGGUAUUUUAAUUUGUAGGAGAAAAGGCUCUGUCGAAGCCUUUCGAUUUAAUAAAAUUGUUAGUAUCACAUAAAUCCGUUACCGUUCGAUGUACUCGGAAAUGAUUUUCAAUAUAGAUGUUCUCUAGGUUAAAUGUUCCGGCGAAACGCGUCGCUCAGAGCACUUUCUCCUUGUACACAAUGAUUUAUUUCAAAGCUUCAGGAUUUCCCGGUUCAAGUGGUUCAUUAGACAAAUUGGUAAAAAUGAAAUGAUGUAUUAAUUCGGUAAUUGUUGAAAAAAAUUAAAUUGUAUAGCCAGGAAUCUGUCGGAGUCGCUUGAUUUAAGUCACUUUGUACAUUUUUAUCGCAACACUAUAGUUUAUAGUACAUGUUACACAUUGCUAGACGGAGACUGAUGUGCAAACCAGCCCGCUGUAGAUUUAGUACCUUAGUUCCGGAUACUCCUCAAAUCAUAUUUUUACUAAUUUUUCCAAUAGUUUUACUGAGUUCGUUUUUGAUUUCUCUCCUAUAAAAGCAUCGAUUAAUGCGAGCACUUAAAUGAAAUGCGACAGUGCGUUUUUCAUAAGUAUUGAGUUUUUUUUAAACAUACAGCAUUCGUCGGGUACGUUUCUCGGUGCUCACAUCUUUCCUCAAAUCCGAUAUCCGAUCUAAGGUAAUCAUUUAAAUUAAAAAAAAUGUAAACUACCUCAGUAAUUAUAUAUUUGUUGUUCAUGUUUUAACUUUGGUAUCAAUAUAAGUUUAUAUUUUACUUACGGUGAAUACUAUUUGUACAACACAGUUUAUAUAUUAGUGCUAGUUACAAGUUUUGUGUCAGUGUGCCAUUGCUUUAAAGAUGAUUGGUGGAACGAAAUUUCUAUUUGAUGGGUGUAACGCAUGUAGAUUCACGAAAUUUUUUUACUGUAAUAUUGGUAAACAUUUUCUGUUACAGGACAUUGAGUCGUCGAAAGACCAAUGGCCCCUCUGCUACCUAAAUCGUAGCGUAAGGAGCGCUCGUAUUUCGACGACCACCCUGUAUAUUGUUACACUUCUACUAUUGUUUCUGGUGCUAACUGUAAUUAUAUUCAUAAAGGUGCUUGGCAACGAUGUCGCGUCGUUGCUAUUCUUGUUAGACCUGUAACAUAAGUAGAAAUUUAAUAAUUGUGGAUUAAUUGAACUGCCUAUUCGAUUGUUGAAAUGUAAGGCUUUGUUUAUAGAGAACCGAUUAUAUAUUUUAUUGUUAACAUCCUGUUAUAUGAAUCCACACGAUAAUUUUUCUCAGGAACUACAGCUCAGGUAAUUCGUUUCGUUUGGCUUUUUGGUAACUAUAUUUGUAAAUACAGUGCUUUAAUUUGAUACCAAUAGUUUUUAAUGUCCUGUAGAUGAUAAUGAUGAAAUAAGAAGCAAACAGUUGUCAUGUGAUCAAUGUUAAUCGUUUUCCAAUUAACAAAAUUUGUGUUUAUCAACAUGGCAUACUUGAAUUUAUACUAAAUUACACAGUACACUGUCCAUUAAUUCAGUUAAAUAAAUAGUGUUCCCUUAA
Phyllotreta striolata is the source of this 8332-nucleotide messenger RNA. Lineage: Eukaryota; Metazoa; Arthropoda; Insecta; Coleoptera; Chrysomelidae. The record is from the annotation of a GenBank genome assembly.